GCAGGGGGGGAAGAGGGGUCUGUUGAUCCAUCAGAGUCAUGUCCUGUCCCAAAGACAGUUGUGCUCCAUUGGCCUCCCAUGUCGAGGAUGUCGGCACUCCCACAUCCGAUAUGUCCUCUAUUUUCCACAGGAGCGACAAAACACAUAGAAGUGGAGAGGUAGCACUGACGAUCGUUGGGGUGGUGGUGGCCAAGAGGGAGGAGAUGCGACUAGAGAGUACGAUGGCUUCUGCAGAAGGGCUGCGACUGGAGGCUGAUGCCUGGCUAUCUAGGCUACAUGAUGGCCGAGAGAUACUGCGGGCUAUGGCCUCUAUUCUUUUUCCCCAGCCCCUAUCUGGGCUGGAAGUUGAUUGCGGGGCGACCUUGGUGGUCAGAUGGGUAAAGGAGAUAUUACAGCGCAUGCAGGAGGUUGUCGAGCCUUUCGAGCAGGGGGCGGAGGUGGAGCUGGACACAUACAUCGACUGGCAGCAGGCACAAACGCUUUGGCAUGAUUGUCUCCAUCUCCUGGCGGAAGGCCGCGCGCGGGGAGCAGUGCUGAUUAAUUUGGGGAAGGAUGGGACAGAAUCUUCGCAGCUGCCAUCGACGACAGUAUCAACCACAACAUCGACAAUGACAGCCACUUCACCAGUAACUGCAGCAUCAAAAGCAAUGAGUACAUCAUCAAUGACAACUACCAAUACCAUCAGCAUUGACAAAGAUGUCGCUGCGGUCCCCGGUAUUGACGACGAUAUCAAUAAGGACAGCGGUGACAUCUAUUGCAACAUCGAUACAAACGACAUCAUCUUCGAUACUAAACGAAUGAUUACAUCAUCAAUGACAAUUGCCAAUUCCAUCAUCAUUGACAAAGACGUCACUGCGGUCCCCGGUAUUAUCGACGAUAUCAACAAGGACAGCGGUGGCAUCCACCGCAACACCGAAAAAAACGACAUCAUCUUCAAUACUAUUGACCAGGAUGGCAACGCUGUUCCUUUUACCAAGCACGAUCACAAGAAUGACUGUGGUAGCAUCUUCUAUAACAAUAUCAUCAUUUCUACAGGAAUCUUGAAGGACGACUGGGCCAAAGAGGCAGAUGGAGAUGUCGAACGAUUGUCUUGCACUCUUCAGGAAGGGAAGAUGGAGGAGAGCGAGACCAAGAUUGCCCUCCUCCUCUCCCAUUUCACGGACCUCCUGGCGACAUGCAUCGCGCAGCAGGAGAACAUUCACAGCCUCGAUGCCGAAGUCAAGAGUGUUCGCAGUCGCGUACAGCAGCUGGAGCAACGACCAGCCGCCGCCCCUGUGGCAAGCUCCUCCAACACAUUAGACCGCCUGGACGCAUUGGAGACUGAUGCCAGCACACUCAAGGACGGCGCACGACUACAACAAACCGCUACUCAACAAUUGGAGCAGCGGGUCUGUGCUACCGCCACCAGCCUGAGUUCGGGACAGCGCGAGUCAACUCCCAAGUUUGACGGUCAGGAGAUCUUCUGCGAUUCAACAAAGACGGAUCCAGUUCAGUGGUUCCGCAAGUUUGAACUCACGUUGCAGCUGCACCUCGUCAGCGAAUGCAAGCACCACGCAUACUUAUACUACCUGUCGGGAGGCGCAUGCCAGACAUGGCUGGACAAUCUCUUGUCCCAGUACGGGUUGGUCGCUGCCGAGUUACACACGAAGAUUAACUGGGAAGACCUCAAGGUAGCAUGGCACAAGCGGUUCCAAGUGGAGCCGCCGGAGAUCAAGGCCAUGGACAAGCUCAUGACCUUCGAGCAAGGCUCGCUGCCAAGCGUCGACUGGAUUGCCAAGUACCAACGCUUGACAUCCGUCCCAAGUCUCCCGAUGGGCUUCAAAGCCAUCAAGCACUGCUUCAUUUCGAGGUCGUGCCCGACGUUGAGCAACGCCUUGACGCAUGACUAUGUUGCCCGGCUCGUUCCGGCGUUGGGAUCUUUUGCUCAAGGACAAGACGUGUGUGCGACAUCUUCUCCGUCCGGCAACGGUUCUUCUUCGUCUUCAAGUGAGUCUUCACGGGAUUUGGCGCGCGGGUUCAACAUAGAGGAAUUGGACCCGCUCAAGUCUGGGGAUUUCGCAUGGCUUCCUCUCCCGACCACGGGUCGCUUACCGGGACCGCAAUGCGCAGCACUCUGUGCCCAUCUUCACAAGUACUUGUCCUUCUAUGCACCACCAACUUCGCCGACGGAUGAUGAGGUCGCGGUGGGGGACAUCUUGACAUAUGUUACCAAGGUGGCCCGCGAGUUUCGCACGCAGCGGUACGAUGACAAUAAUGCACCGCUGAUGUAUGUUCACAUCCAAGUUGGGCAGGCGUCCUGCAGCGCUUUGCUGGAUAGCGGCGCGACUCGCAACUUCAUGAGCCAAACUUUUAUGCAAAGGGCUGGCCUCGGCGCGCAGGUUCGGAGGAAGGCAAAUCCGACGGCGAUCAAGUUGGCGGAUGGAAAGACGCAACAACUUCUCGACCGUUACACCGAGGCCGUACCGGUGUACUUCGCACCUCAUGCAUGCGAACCGGUCACGUUCGACAUCUUGGACACGGACUUCGAUAUCAUUUUGGGAAUGCCUUGGCUUGCAAGUGCGGAUCACACGUUCGCCGACAUCUUCGAGUCACCUACCGGUGUGGUGCCGGAUCGGCCGAUCUCUCACGAGAUCAUUCUUGAGGCCAGUGCCGUGCCGCCGAAAGGUUGCAUCUAUCGGAUGAGCGAGGAGGAUCUGGAGGUCCUUCGCGCACAACUCGACGACUUGUUGGCUAAGGGCUGGAUCCGCCCGAGCAGCUCCCCAUAUGGAGCACCAGUUCUCUUCGUAAGGAAGAAGAACAAGGAUCUACGUCUGUGCAUCGACUACCGCAAGCUCAACGCGCAAACUGUGAAAAAUGCGGGGCCUCUUUCUCGUAUAGACGAUCUUCUUGAGCGACUGGGCGGUGCUAAGUUCUUUUCCAAGUUGGACUUGAAGUCGGGUUAUUAUCAGAUUUCGAUACGCCCGAAUGAUUGCUACAAGACCGCAUUCAAGAUGCGGUAUGGGCAUUUUGAGUGGGUGGUCAUGCCUUUUGGCCUCACCAAUUCCCGGGCAACCUUCCAGGCGGCCAUGACCCACGAGUUUCUUGCUAUGUUGGAUCGGUUCGUGCUGGUCUACCUAGACGACAUUCUCGCCUACAACCGGACUCUGGAGGACCAUCUUGAGCAUCUCCGAUGUGUGUUGGAGAUGCUCCGCCGUGCCAAGUACCAAGCCAACCGCGACAAGUGCGAGUUUGUCCGGCAAGAGCUUGAGUACUUGGGCCAUUUUGUCACACCAAAGGGCAUCAGCCCGCUAUCGGAGAAAAUUCAAGCUAUCCAGGAGUGGCCGGAGCCGCGUAACGUCACAGAUGUCCGUUCGUUUCUUGGUCUUGCCGGCUACUAUCAGUGCUUCAUCAAGGGCUAUUCGAAGAUCGCGGCCCACUUGACCAAGCUUCAAUGCGAGGAUCGGUCGUUUGACUUCGACGAGGAUGCGCGAUCAUCUUUCUUGGCUCUCAAAGCUGCACUUUUGUCAGCGGAGGUCUUGCGAAUCUACGACCCGCUAUUGCCCACACGCGUCACUACUGACGCGUCCGACUAUGGUAUUGGCGCUGUCCUCGAGCAACACGAUGGCGUGGACUGGCACCCGGUCGAGUAUUUCAACAAGAAGGUGCCCGCCGUGCACUCUAUUGAUGACGCGAGGAAGAAGGAAUUAUUGGCCUUCGUACACGCACUCAAGCGCUGGCGGCAUUUCCUUCUUGGUAGACGGCAGUUCCGAUGGGUAACGGACAACAAUCCCUUGGUCUUUUACAAGACCCAGGACACAAUCAACAGCACCAUUGCCCGGUGGACGGCCUUCAUUGACCAGUUUGACUUCUUCCCCGAUCACAUUCCGGGCAAGUCAAACCGUUUUGCGGAUGCUCUUUCACGACGUCCGGACCAUUGCACCACCGUCUACUCGACUUUCGAGAUUGAUAACGACUUGCGGGACAAUUUUAUCCGCGGCUACCAGGCCGACCCCGAGUUUCGUGACAAGUACGCAAAUUGUUCCUUGCCCAAUCCGGCACCUUCUCACUAUCGUAUCCAGGAGGGAUAUUUGCUUGUCCACUCGCGGGGGAAGGAUCUUCUUUGCGUACCGAGUGACCCUCACUUGCGUACACGGCUUCUUGGCGAGUUCCACGAUGCUUCCGCCACCGGACAUUUUGGCGUCAAUCGAACGAUUGGCCGACUUCGCGAGCGAUUUUGGUGGCCCGGUCUUCUCGACGACGUCACACGCUAUUGCGAGUCAUGCGAGAUUUGCCGACGUUGCAAAUCCCGCAAUCAUCGUCCGUAUGGCGAGUUGCGACCACUACCGGUUCCCUUGCGCCGACGGGAGGCGAUUGCCAUGGAUAUCACUGGACCAUUCCCCAAUCACAAGACCGGUGUGGAUGGGAUUCUCACGGUAGUCAAUCGACUCACCAAGUUUGCCAUGUUUUUGCCUUGUCGCUAUCAUGCCAAGGCAUCUGAGUUGGCCGAGAUUCUCUACGCCGCUCGCCACCCUCAGACGGAUGGCCAGACGGAGAGGGCGCACCAGACGGCACAGGUUCUCCUUCGCACUCUCAUCCGUCCCGAUCAGAAGGAUUGGGUUGAGCGGCUGCCGGAUGUCGAAUUGGCCUACAAUUCGUCCAUCCACCCGGCUAUUGGGAUGUCGCCUUUCGAGUUUGAGCAUGGCUCUCCGGUCACUUCUCUGUUGGACACCACCGUUCCACGCACGGCCGAGAGCGACGACCAUCUCCUUUUCUUGCGUCGGAUGCAAGAGCUUCUUGUCAAGGUACGCAAUCAGAUGGAAAAGACGCAGCAACGCAUGAGCCAGCAGGCCAAUCGCCAGCGUCUUCCUUGUCCAUUCCGCGUCGGCGACCUCGUGUGGGUUUCCGCCGCGGAAUUCAGCGUUGAGCAGGAUAUCUCUCGCAAGCUCCUCCUGAAAUUGAUGGGGCCAUGGCCGAUUGUAGCACCUGCUGGGGAUGCACCUGAGGGGCCUUCCUUCACAGUUCAGGUGCCCGCCCACUUGCCCGUCUACCCGGUUUUCCAUUGCUCCAAGUUGACGCUGUACACACCAGCAGACCAGGAUGACUUUCCCGGGCGACGAUCGCAAGACCCACCCUCUAUGGACGGCUUUCAGGAGGCAAACAACAACAACAACAACAACAACAACAACAACAACAACAACAACAACAACAACAACAAGGAGAAGAAGAAGAAGAAGAAGAAGGAGAAGAAGAAGGAGAAAAAGGAGAAGAAGAAGAAGAAGAAGAAGAAGAAGAAGAAGAAGAAGAAGAAGAAGAAGAAGAUGAAGAAGAAGAAGAAGAAAGAAGAAGAAGAAGAAGAAGAUGAAGAAGAAGAUGAAGAAGAUGAAGAAGAAGAAGACAAAGAAGACGACGACGAAGAAGAAGAAGAAGACGAAGAAGACGAAGAAGAAGAAGAAGAAGAAGAAGAAGAAGAAGAAGAAGAAGAAGAAGAAGAAGGUGAUGAUGCUGAUAAUCGCAUGGCCCACAUUGGUUUACUGGACUACCUCAGCGCCUCCCCCAUUCAGGUGGUAGAUGCCCUCCCCGACUGGUACUGGGAUGUCAUUGCAGAGAUGGUGGCCGCCUGCCCUCCCAUGGUGGAGACGGUCAAUGCCUUCCCCUCCCUCCUUCAGAUUGACUGGCCCCAUAGUCUCCACCUUACCAGGGGGGUCGUGAAGAAAAUGAUCCGCAGCAGCAUCUUUAAGAUACAACCGGGAGAGGAGAACCAGAUCACCAAAACUGAUGCAGAUUUUGCAGUAAACCUUGAGCCAGACCUACUUCUAGAAGACGAGAGUAGAGACCAGCAACUACAGUCAACGUCAGAAGAGACUCCGGAAAGGUCCCAACAUGAUUUGGUGGCGGGGGCUUUUGCUUCUACAUCUGGUGCAGGAGACGAACCAGUGUCAUUGGUAGAGUCAUUGUCAAACACUCACUUCGCAUCCUUAUCAUCGCCAUCGUCAUCAUCUGCAGCAGGGGGCACAGUACCUGUGAGCAGCUUGGCUCUAGGAUCCUUGUCUGGGGUGGGGUCUCCUUCCCCGGUCCAUGGCAGCCUUGCAUACGGAGGACAUGGCGGGGGAUCCUCUCACAGAUGGCCAGGUGCCAGUGCGCCCACUGACGCCACAGCAGUAUGUGCAAGUGGCAGUGGAGGUGCCACGGGAGGAACCAGCACCAGUGGGAGCCGGGGGGGUGGAGGAGGAACUACGACAGGUGGAGGAGACGAUGAGACACUUCUUGCCGGGACAAGCGGUGGAGAGGCAACCAGUAGCGGUGAGGGAACAAGCGGGGUCGGUGUUGCAGCAGGAGGUGGUGUCACUUCGUCUGCUGCAUCCGGGGGUGCAGUUGGCACAUCAAGCUCAGCGCAGGGUCAGUCUUCAGCAUCAGGAUCGGGACCCGGCCCAGGUUCGUCUCCAAGUGGCCGUAGCAUGAAAAAGCCAAGGCUUGUGUGGACUGCUGAGCUACAUUCACGCUUUAUGAAUGCUGUCAACCACCUCGGUGUAAAAAAUGCUGGGAAAGGAGAGGCUUCUGAGGCAAAGCCUCGGAUUCCGUUUGACCCUUUAGAGGUUGAGCUGCGGGCCCAGCAGGAGAAACUUCUGCAGCAGGUCCAGGCAGUUGAGUCCCUAAAGUCUGAGCUGAAGAAGAAAAAAGAAGCUACUGAGAAGGAGGUCAGGAGAAAGUUGUUGAUUGCAGAUGUGGAGAAGAUCAGGACAAGUGAUAGGGUCACUGUUCAAAGAACCUACCUGAGUGGGUUCAAAUGUGACGAGGAUGUGAAAGUGUCAACCAUCCUUGCUCGUCUGGAGAGGACUGCACUGGAAUGGUGCACCUCUACCUCCAGCAAGCAAGGUAUGGAGGUGUCUGAUUGGGCGCAGAGGUUGGGGGUGACUGGAUUUCUGCAUGCACUGCAGGACCGGUUUGUAGACAAGGAGCAGGCCAGAAAAGCAGCAGACAAAAUUUUGCGUCUGGGCCAUAAAAAGUUAGAUGGAUUCUUGUCCAAACUGUACUCCACCUUUGAGAGUCUGACAUCGACUCCUGGGUUGGAGAUGAGUGAGCAGGAUCUGCUCAUUCAUUUCCUCAGGGCAGCGCCAGAGCAAUUUCAGCUUCCUUUAUUCUCUCAGGGCCACAAGGACUGGCGGUCCUUUGGCAGAGCAGCCCUGGACUUGGAGUCCAAACUCCAUGUCCAGAAAGCACAUUCUGAAGGAAGGAAGGGACCCUCCUCAAAGGGCCACAGAAGGAGGAAGGGUGCCCUGUUUGCUGCUGCAGCCUUGAGUUCAGAUGAUGAUGCAACAUCCCAGGGUGGGACCCCUCCAUCUGGGACUGCUUCCUCAUCUGCUGCAUAUCUUGUUCUUGCCCUAGUUGAUGCUUUGAUGAGUCUGACCAAGGGUAAAUCUCAGGCUCAGAAAGCACCAACCAGCAGUAAGGGGAAAGGGUCCUUCACUUUUGAGGACUCUGAGUUGGAUGAGACGUGGGAGGAGGAGGAUGCUCAGUGCCUUGCUGAUCUUUUCCUGUCCUUGCAGGAGAAGAAAAAGCAAAGGUCAGAACUCAUCCUGCUUCGACCUUCUAUCCUGGGAGCCAAGAUCAAAGGGCUCUUAGACUUUGGGGCUACUCGCAAUUUCAUGUCUCCCAAGGCAGUCAACAAGUUGCACUUGAAUCAGAGAUUGGUGAAAUUACGACAGCCUAUAGAGGACUGGUCGCGACCUGCUAACAUUCGUGAUGUCCGGUCAUUCUUGGGACUUGCAUCUUACUAUAGGAAGUUCAUCCAGAACUUCUCUUCUAUUGCAGCUCCCUUGACUGAUCUCACAAAGAAAGACACUUCCUUUCUUUGGACAUCAGAAUGUCAAGAGGCUUUCACAUGUCUCAAGGAGACCUUGAUUCGUGCCCUUGUCUUGAAGUUACCUGACCCUACCCUGCCUUUUGUGCUUACCACUGACGCUAGACAGUAUGGUGUAGGAGCGGUACUUCAACAGGAUGAUGGGAAUGGUCUGCAGCCUAUCGAGUAUAUGAGCAAGAAGAUCAAAACAAAGAAGUUGCAGGACUCUACCUAUGAGAAAGAGUUGUAUGCUCUUAUCUCAGCGCUCAAGCAUUGGAAGCACUUCCUCCUGGGCAGGUACUUCAAGAUCUUCUCAGAGCACUCCACCUUGGAUUUUAUGCUCCAUCUUUGCUCUAGAAGAACUGGGCAACCCAGCCAGUUUCCUCAACAGGGAAAGCAGAGCAGAAGGAGCUUUUAAGGCACCCUAUGGGCAAUUUGGAAACGGAGAUGUACAGCAAACUUCAACGAUAUCAGCGUCAAGCCCGAGAACCCCCUCAUCAUCAUCAAACAAAUCAUCGAAACAGAGAUACAGGCCAUAUGGAAUAAAACAAAAAAAAAACAGUUUCAGGAAACACCGGGUAAAAGAAUAGAAAUCAUCAGGAAAUUCACGACCACAAGGCUAGGCAAUGGAAAACUAGGCUCAAUCAAGGGAGAUAGACUGGUCCUCAAGGAUUGGCUAGUCAUACCAACACAAAGCGAUCAUGAGCCGCUCACCUCCCUAAGGACUACUUCAACCCCUCCGCCAGUUGACUCCAACACAUUGCCCGAAGAUGCAGCAGAUUAGAGGAUCCGAGCCCGAAGAGCAAAUCUAGAGCCAAACCCACAACAAGAUUAAGACGACAUGAUAGAUCCCAUACCAAGGCACCUCCCAGCACAGGACCUUCCCCUAACAAAUCCAUCACCCCCUC
Chara braunii is the source of this 8724-nucleotide messenger RNA. The record is from the annotation of a GenBank genome assembly. Lineage: Eukaryota; Viridiplantae; Streptophyta; Charophyceae; Charales; Characeae.